This is a messenger RNA of Moneuplotes crassus, 1290 nucleotides long. Lineage: Eukaryota; Ciliophora; Spirotrichea; Euplotida; Euplotidae. The record is from the annotation of a GenBank genome assembly.
AUUUAUUUGUGAAAGCAGAAUAUGGGUAAUAUAUGUCGCUCCCAGAAAGAUCAUAUUCAAGAGAUCAUUGAUAGGGAUGUUCAUAAUUGGAGGGAGUGUGCUCUUGACUCUAAAAUGACCAUGAAGAUCCCUUCGAAUAAUCCAGGCACACAGCUCAGUGAUUACACUGAUAUAGAGUACCUAUCGAAGGGGCAUUUUGGUAAAGUCUAUAAGGUUAGGAGCAAACUUGAUGAUAAAAUCUACUGUUUGAAAAGUCUGAACAAAAAUGCAAUUUGUCAAGAUGAAGAGUUCCAGAAUUUAGCUGCUGAGAAACAAAUUCUGAGCUCAAUUGACCAUCCAAAUAUCACUAAAAUGUAUUCCUCAUUCCAGACAAAAAAUCGGCUUUAUUUUGUUAUGGAUCUUGUCUCAGGGGGAGAGCUAUUCUACCAUCUUAAGCAAAAGAAAAAGUUUAAUGAAGAGAUAACCUGAUUUUAUGCAGCUCAGAUUGUGCUGGCUGUUGAACACUUGCAUAAGAAGAAUAUUCUUUACAGGGACUUGAAGCCAGAAAACAUUCUUUUGGAUGAGAAUGGCAAUGCAGUCCUGAUUGACUUCGGUCUUGCCAAAUUAGGCAUGACUAACAACAAAACUACCAAGACAGUCUGUGGAACUCCAGAGUACAUUGCUCCUGAAAUUAUUGAAGGCAGACCUUAUGACAAGUCAGCGGACUGGUGGAGUCUUGGCGUUCUUAUCUAUGAAAUGCUCACUGGCAAACAUCCUUUUAAAACCAAGAACAACGAUGUAUACUCAAUGUACAAAAGAAUCUGUGAGAUCCCAGUUAAGAUGAGGCCUGAGCUCUCAAGUGAAGCCAAGUCAUUGAUUAACGGGCUUUUGACCAUCAAGAACUUUAAUAGGCUUGGAUAUUCAGAUCUGGGAGCUGAGGAAAUUAAGUUCCAUGAUUUCUUCAAGAGUAUCGACUGGGACUUACUUGAAGCUGGUAAGCUGCAUUUCCCAGCUGUUACCUCUUUUGUUAGAACCGCAAUUUCAGGAGGUAAUAAUUUUGAAGAGUCUAAGGAAUUUCAAAAGCGAAAGAAAACACAAAGGAGAGAUAACCCGGUUGAAGAAUUGCUUGCAGAACUUUCUGAUGACGAACUCAAUGAUUCCAAAGGAGUUGACAUUGAACAGAUCAAAAGAAUCAAACACCUCUCUCUAAAAAGGAACAGAACUCAGAAGCAACCAACUUAUAGAUAUUUCGAGAAUUUUGACUUUGCAGGAGCAGGAAGGACCAGCAUUACGUCUUAAAAUUCAACCAGA